Molecule: messenger RNA, 3308 nt
Organism: Myotis davidii
Lineage: Eukaryota; Metazoa; Chordata; Mammalia; Chiroptera; Vespertilionidae
Gene: IFIH1
Product: interferon induced, with helicase C domain 1
Exons: 15
Coding region: 122-2980 (952 amino acids)
Biological process (GO): innate immune response; response to virus; positive regulation of interferon-beta production
Cellular component (GO): cytoplasm
Molecular function (GO): single-stranded RNA binding; hydrolase activity; double-stranded RNA binding
Source: RefSeq, a predicted model, not a curated record
GCCAGGCACCUUGCUGCGCAGCCUGCUGCCCCCAGGCACGGCGCUGACAGCACCUGCUGAGCGGAGAGCAGCAACCUGUCCGUCCGGGUGGGGGGACCUCUCCCUUCUCUGAGCAGGAACCAUGACGAAUGGGCAUUCGGCGGACAAGAAUUUCCAUUACCUCCUCUCGUGCUUCCGGGCCAGAGUGAGGAGGUACAUCGAGGUGGAGCCCGUGCUGGACUACCUGACCUUUCUGCCCGCCGAGGCGAAGGAGCAGAUCCAGACGAGGGUCACCACCCACGGGAACAUGGGCGCCGCGGAGCUGCUCCUGAGCACCUUGGCGAAGGGCGCCUGGCCCCCGGGCUGGACCCGCGUGUUCGUGGAGGCCCUCCGGCGGGCAGGCAACCCCCUCGCCGCCCGCUACAUGGACCCUGAGCUCACGGACCUGCCCUCUCCCUCCAGCGAGAACGCGAACGAUGAGUGCUUCCAACUGCUGACCCUCCUGCAGCCCACGCUGGUGGAGAAGCUGCUGGUCAGAGAUGUCCUGGAUAGGUGCGUGGCGGAGGAGCUGUUGACCGCUGAGGACAGAAGUCGGAUUUCUGCUGCAGAAAAAAAUGGGAACGAGGCAGGUGUGAGAGAGCUACUGAGGAGGAUUGUGCAGAAAGAAAACUGGUUCUCUGCGUUUGUGACUGUCCUGAGGCAAACGGAAAACGAAGCCCUUGCCCAGGAGUUAACAGGCACCGACAGCAAUGCAGAAUCAGACACAAGUUUGGCAGAAGGAAGUGUCAACUGCUUAGAUGAAAGUCUUGGACAUAACAGCAACAUGGGCAGUGAUUCAGGCACCAUGGGAAGUGAUUCAGAUGAAGAGAAAAAGGCAGAAAGAGCAUCCCCAGAGCCAGAACUGAAUCUCAGGCCGUAUCAAAUGGAAGUUGCCCAGCCAGCUUUGGAGGGAAAGAAUAUCAUUAUAUGCCUCCCUACAGGGAGCGGGAAAACCAGAGUGGCCGUUUACAUUGCCAAGGAUCACUUGGACAAGAAGAGAAAAGCAGCUGAACUGGGAAAAGUUAUCGUCCUCGUCAAUAAGGUACCACUAGUUGAACAGCUCUUCCGUAAAGAGUUUCAAAAAUUUUUGAAGAAAUGGUAUUGCAUUACGAGAGUAAGUGGAGAUACCCAAAUGAAAAUAUCAUUUCCAAAAUUUGUCAAAUCCUAUGACAUUAUUAUCAGUACAGCUCAAAUCCUUGAAAACUCCCUUUUAAACUCAGAAAAAGGAGAAGAUGAUGGUGUCCAGUUGUCAGACUUUUCCCUCAUCAUCAUUGAUGAAUGCCACCACACCAACAAAGAAGCAGUCUAUAAUAACAUCAUGAGGCGUUAUUUGAAACAGAAGUUGAAAAACAAUAAGCUCAGGAAAGAAAACAAACCAGUGAUGCCUCUACCUCAGAUCCUGGGUCUAACAGCCUCCCCAGGUGUCGGCGGGGCCACCAAGCAAGCCAAAGCUGAAGAACACAUCUUAACAGUAAUCCAAAUAAAAGAGCCAUGCAAAAAGUUUGUCAUUGCAGAUGACACCAGAGAAGAUCCAUUUAAAGGCAGACUUGUGGAAAUAAUGACAAAGAUUCAAACUUUUUGCCAAAUGAACCCAAUGCCAGAUUUUGGAACUCAACCCUAUGAACAAUGGACCAUUAAAAUGGAAAAAAAAGCUGCAAGAGAAGGAAAUCGCAAAGACCGUCUCUGUACAGAACACUUGAGGAAGUACAAUGAGGCCCUGCAAAUUAAUGACACAAUCCGAAUGAUUGAUGCCUAUAAUCACCUUGAAACUUUCUAUAAAGAUGAGAGAGAAAAGAAGUUUGCAAUCCGAGAGGAUAGUGAUGAGAGUGGUGACAAUAGCGAUGAUGGUGAUGAAGGUGGGAAUGAUGGCAAGAAACCUUUGAAACUGGAUGACACCGACAAAUUUCUCAUGGAUUUAUUUUUUGAUAACAAGAAAAUGUUGAAGAAACUGGCUGAAAACCCAGAAUAUGAAAAUGAAAAGCUGACCAAAUUAAGAAAUACCAUAAUGGAACAAUAUACAAGGACUGCGGGGUCAGCAAGAGGAAUAAUUUUCACAAAAACACGACAGAGUGCAUAUGCCCUUUCCCAGUGGAUUACUGAAAAUGAAAAAUUUGCAGAAGUAGGGGUCAAAGCCCACCAUCUGAUUGGAGCUGGACACAGCAGUGAGUUUAAGCCCAUGACACAGAAUGAACAAAAAGAAGUCAUUAGUAAAUUUCGCACAGGAAAAAUAAAUCUACUUAUCGCUACCACAGUGGCAGAAGAAGGUCUGGAUAUUGAAGAAUGCAAUAUUGUUAUUCGUUAUGGUCUCGUCACUAACGAAAUAGCCAUGGUCCAGGCCCGUGGUCGAGCCAGAGCCGAUGAAAGCACCUACGUCCUGGUUGCCCACAGCGGCUCCGGAGUUGUUGAACGUGAGACCGUUAAUGACUUCCGAGAGCAGAUGAUGUAUAAAGCUAUAGACCGUGUUCAAAAUAUGAAGCCGGAGGAGUAUGCCCAUAAGAUCUUGGAAUUGCAGAUGCAAAGUAUAAUGGAAAAGAAAAUGAAAGUCAAGAGAAGUAACGCAAAGCUUUGCAAGGAAAACCCAUCGUUAAUAAGUUUCCUCUGCAAAAACUGCAGUGUGGUCGCCUGCACUGGAGACCAUAUCCACGUGAUUGAGAAAAUGCACCAUGUCAAUAUGACACCAGAAUUCAAGGAACUCUACAUUGUGAGAGAGAACAAAGCACUGCAAAAGAAGUUUGCAGACUAUCAAACAAAUGGCGAGAUCAUCUGCAAAACAUGUGGCCAGGCUUGGGGAACGAUGAUGGUGCACAAAGGCUUAGAUUUGCCUUGUCUCAAAAUAAGGAAUUUUGUAGUGUCUUUCAAAAGUAAUGCAACAAAGAAACAAUACAAAAAAUGGGUAGAAUUACCUAUCGCAUUUCCUGAUCUGGACUAUUCAGAAUAUUGUUUGUUUAGUGAUGAAGAUUGACAUUUGGUUGAAGAUUCUUUUAAAAGAUUGUGAACUAAACACUUAAUAUGAUUUUGAUUGUUUUUUCUUAUACUAAAGAACCGAUGUAAGAAUUUAAUAAAGUAAUUGUACUUUGAGAUGAGCUGUAUGGAGUAAAACAAUAUAUCAUACUUUUCAUUAUUUAUCUUGUUUAUGGGCAGGGGUAAAGAAAUUCUAUCAAUAAUAUUCAUUAGUGUGGAGCAGUAAGGUGGGGAGUACUGUGGAAAAAAUGCAGAUUAUAAAUGAGGGUCUAAGGUACCAAUUUCAGUCCUGUCACGAAUUUUCAAAAUAAAACAAGCAAAUCAGUCAU